Molecule: messenger RNA, 2149 nt
Organism: Benincasa hispida (wax gourd)
Lineage: Eukaryota; Viridiplantae; Streptophyta; Magnoliopsida; Cucurbitales; Cucurbitaceae
Product: F-box/RNI-like superfamily protein
Molecular function (GO): protein binding
Source: RefSeq, a predicted model, not a curated record
UUUGUGUUUACAUUGAUUGGUGUUGAAAUUCCAUUGUUUUUUCCUCAUGUUCGUCCGUACAGAAGAAACCAAAAUGAAUAUUCUCAAGAAUCGUUGUUCGUUACUCACAAUGAUCGAAGCUCACCGUCAACGAAGAAAUGCAUAAAUUCACCGGCAGAGAAUUUGUAGAACCCAUAACCGUUCUUCUUCUCCUCCGCCAUGGACGAUCUUCCGCCGCCGUUGGUUCUCGAAAUCCUGAAUCGAUUGGCCGAUUCCGCUGAUUUGGCUCGGUGCCGAGUGGCUUCCAAAUCUCUCAAUGUUCUCUCCCGCGAGGUCAGGUCAGUGAACCUCUUUUGUUCACUGGAUCGCUAUCUCAAGUCUAGGGCUACGGAGACGAAGUUGCUAGUAACGCCUUUCAAGGUCAUAUUGAAGACUCUGAUGAAUGAUUUUUUGGCUCUUGAUUCUGUGUCGAUCGGUGUGGAGAAGUCACUCGGACGGAUUUCGUAUGAGCACGAUGAUGUUGAGGAUUGGUCUGAUGAUUUGUUCUUGACGGAUGUUGGCUACGCUAAGGAAUGGCUGCCGGCCAUUGGGAGAAAUUUGACGUCCUUGUCGAUCGUUGAUUUUUGGGUUCAAUCUUGCUGGAGGCAAUCGAAGAUUUUGGCGCUAAUUACUUUGUGCUGCCGUAAUCUUCUGGAGCUUGAAUUAAAGAAUGCUUGGUUGUCGGUGGAUGGACUGCAUAGAAUGAAGUCCCUCAAAUGUCUGACCCUUGAAUUUAUAAGAUUAGAUGAUGAAGAUCUGAGUGAGGUUAACUGUAACUUCCCGCAUCUUGAAGUUCUUAAUUUGAUGGGGGUUGGAGGCCUAAACGAACCAAAAAUUCAUCUGUUGCACCUGAAAACUUGUAAAUGGAAAGUGUCGAAUGCUCCUGUUUCUCUGAGCAUAUAUGCACCAAGCCUUUCGAAACUUGAACUAAAGUGUGUCAAACCAAAAUCUCUAAUCAUUGAAACUCCCAUGUUAUCCGAUUUCCAUUUUUGUCUAGAAGAUGCAAGUGGGUUACAAGUUAAUGGAUUUCCUUGCUUGAGAAAGCUUCAUCUUCAUUCUCCGUGUCUUGACAGUCUCAUCACAACAUUUUCAUCUGCCAGAACUAUAAAGGAACUCACACUCGAUACAAUGCAGCGUGCUGAAUCUAUUGAAUCUGUUAAGUUUUGCCUUGAUACAGUGUUUGAAAUAUUUCCAAAUCUUAGCUUUCUUAAAUUGGGCCCUGGAGUUUUGUCAGAAGCAGAGACUUGUUAUCAAGCUGAAGGUUUAGAGGGACGGAUGGGGAUGAGAGAUUUGAAAAAGAUUCAUUCUAGCCUCAAAACCUACAAGAUUGAGGUAAAACUUCCGUUUAUCAUUUCCAUUUUGGAAAAAUGUACCGACCCCUUCGAUAUGGCAUUGCUUGUCUAUCACAAUGCUGAUUCUGACAUUACUGGUGGAAUCAUUCCAAAACGUGCAACUAAUCAUCCAAGACCAAGAUGGAGAUGGGAACUGUGGAAGGAAGGAUCAAUGGAAGCAUGGGCCAAGGGCAACUAAACUGGCAACUGCAAUUGACAAUUAUCAUAGUCGUUUACAAACUUUUGCUCCUGAAGGUGCCAAGCUUCAUAAGAAGAAAAGCCAAGUUAGGUUAAGCGAAGGCUUCCCUCUUUUGAAUUUGGCAGACUUAUGAGGUCUGUAAGAUUACCAAAGAGUUCAGUAGAUCAAUGGAAUGACCCAAAAGCAAUCCUGCUUAUGAUGCCGAGUCUGUAAAUUUUCUUUUUGUUCUUUUAUGUGCAGAUCUUUGCUUGAAGUCUCCUGUCGAUAUUUGGUUCGAGAAAAACUGUUUGCUGCUGCUGAGAAAUUAUACAUUGUUGAGAGAUCCGAAAAAAGGGCCACUUCUUUUGCACCUUCAUGUAAUACUCUACAAGGUAGCCUCAAUAAUUUGCAUGGAUCAGUGUGUAUAUAUUUCCAGCCAAAUAAUAACAUUUGUUCCCUACACAAGAUUAGAUAUCUGAUACCUCUUAUUUAGGUAUAGAAUGAUUAAUUUGUAUCAUAAACAAUGUCAUCCAUGAAUCUGAAUGAAAUGCUCAAUGAGUGUAUGGGGUUUACAUACUUAAAAGUAAUUCUGAUAGAGACAGUAAAGUCUAUAUUCUAUCUA